Molecule: messenger RNA, 1719 nt
Organism: Lentinula edodes (shiitake mushroom)
Lineage: Eukaryota; Fungi; Basidiomycota; Agaricomycetes; Agaricales; Omphalotaceae
Product: Indoleamine 2,3-dioxygenase
Exons: 2
Coding region: 172-1620 (482 amino acids)
Biological process (GO): 'de novo' NAD+ biosynthetic process from L-tryptophan
Cellular component (GO): cytoplasm
Molecular function (GO): heme binding; metal ion binding; indoleamine 2,3-dioxygenase activity
Source: RefSeq, a predicted model, not a curated record
AAGGGGUUUGAUCUCCGUUUGGUUUCGAGGGAUGGAAUCGCAACCAUCGGGUAAGACCCGAAGGUCACUGAAACCGAUAAAUAGGGUUUAUUUCCGCCUGUGCAACUCCAAAUCGUUGAAAUAUCUCUCCCUGUUCUGCUCAACUAUCAACCCUUCCCUUCUCGGUCACCAAUGGUUUUCGAUACCUCCCAUGCAAAUCUGAACGCGCUCGAAUUCGAGGUUUUCGGCGUGGAUUCACGGACGGGGUUUAUGCCUCUUCGGCCGCCUGUUGGUCGUUUACCAGCACUCUGGGAAGUAUGGGAGGAGCUUUUAGAUGAUGCCCGGCACGAACACCUCCAACCUGGGGAUAAAUCGGGGCUAUCAUUUGCGGAAAUGGCGCGCUCUGAACGAUGGCGAAAUAGUCUUCGUCAGAUACCUUUAUUGCCUAUAGAUGAUUUAGAAACAUCUCAGGAACUCCUUCGUCGUGCGCAUUUAGUGCUAACUUUCCUUAUGCACUUUUACAUUCAUACUCUGCCUCCCAAUUCUCCGGUGGUGAUACCACAGCCAAUAUCAAUACCGCUUCUUCAAGUCGCGAAGGUUCUAGAUUUGCCUCCCGUCGUCACAUUCUCUGACACUGUUCUGUAUAACUGGUGUUUAACCGUGUCUUCUUCUGAUACCGAUUCCCUCAAAUCACUCAAUCCAGACGCCAUCCGAUGUCAAACCCUUUUUACUGAUACCCCCGACGAAUCUGCCUUUUACCUCUGCUCAGCUCGUAUCGAACUUCACGGUGUUCGAGCACUAAAUAUCAUGCGCUCAAGCAUGGAUGAAAUUUUCGUCGGAGAUGCUCUCGCCGUUGCCCGUCUCACCACGUACCUUAUCUCACUUUCCACUAUCAUUGGCGAACUCAAGUCACUCCUCCUUGACGUCAGAAAGGAAUGUGAUCCUGAAAUAUACUACAACGUUGUCCGUCCAUGGUUCAGAGGAGAGGACUCAGAUACCUAUCUGGAUCCGGGGUCAGGACAAAAGCGCCGAUGGAUAUUUGAGGGUGCAGGGGACUACACAGAUCUAAACAUGUUACCUCCCGACAGAGAGCUUUCGGGUGCAAGUGCCGGACAAAGUUCACUUAUCCAUGCACUGGACGUCUUUUUAGGUGUCAACCACGAGCGUCCGAAUUCUCCUUCAUUCAUGAAACGAAUGCAGCGAUAUAUGCCUCGCCAACAUCGGCAGUUUUUAAACCACCUAGCGAAGAACCCUCGUCCGUUACGAGAGUUUGUUAUGUCUGCUUCUUCAAUGGAUACAAACGAUGGAGCUUUGGCUUUGAAAGAGGCAUAUAAUCACGCUGUCAUGUCGUUGAAGGAAUUCCGGGACUCGCAUAUGAUCAUUGCGACAUUAUAUAUCAUAGGCCCAGCGAGGAGAGCGGCGGAAGUCGCUGCUACUUCUUUGGUAACAUCGAUUUCAGAGACAGAGGCGCAAGCGGGUCCAAAAGUUCCCAAUAUCGUUCAGACAGUCCCAAAAGCAACACAUACGCAGGUGACAGACGAUGCGACAGUGGGGAUCACUGGCACUGGUGGGACAGAUCUGGUGCAAUUUUUGAAGGGUGUGAGGAACCAAACCAUCCGUACUUUGCUCUCUGAUAAAUGAGAGCAUGCUGGAUCCUGUAACAUGCGUAGAGGUUAGAUAAUCCUGAACUGUCUGGACCAGAAUCGGGUUUGUAAAAAAUAAAGAUGAACGCUGGCAAUG